AUGAGCUCUACCCGCGCCAUCGAGUCCAAUACUAUUGGAGAUAAUGCCCGGAUUCAUCAGGGUGAUGUGAUCUACAAUUACGCCAGUAACCCCCGCGAACCCUGUGUCCUGAUUCCCUUUCCCCGCAAUGAGGAGCUUAUCCCUCGUCAAGACCUUAUUAGCGAGCUAGGUAGAAUCUUGCCGCUAUCCGAAGACUAUUCCACCGCCGCCCUCUAUGGUCUUGGUGGCUCAGGCAAAACUCAGAUUGCCCUCGACUAUGCCUAUCGCCGGUGCCAAGUCCCCACCUGUUCCGUGUUCUGGGUCCAUGCCGACAACGAAACCACAUUCACCCAAGACUUCAGGUCGAUCGCGAAGAGGCUAGGUCUCCCAAGCAAUCUCGAUGGCGAGGAUCUCUUAAUGGCUCUCUUUGGUGUCGGCCAUACCGCACAAGAUGCUUCGAAUCUGGGAGAACAUGCAUUAAGCCUAGAUAAUUUCAUCCCAAGAGGUCCAAGGGGCCAAGUUCUUUGGACGAGCCGCGACGAGCGCAUCGCCGGAGGUCUUGUUGCUGCUCGAAGGGCAAUUAAAGUCUCAAAUAUGACUCCAGAUGAGGCGAAAGAGCUGUUCGGCAGUGCCAGAAAUAAACAAGCGAGCAGCGGUGAGGCAAAAGAUAUUGCAGCACUUCUUGCCGAGCUUGACUGGCUACCGCUCGCUAUAUCGCAAGCUGCAGCAUAUAUAAAGAGGACUUUGACAACUGUUGAGGAAUACAUGUCGAAAUUGAAAGAGGGCAAGAAAAGAUGGAAGAUCUUAAAGCAAUCACAAAGUGACCGUCACCGGCGACGAGAGGUGUCAAACAGUAUUUUGGAGACCUGGAGCAUUUCGAUGGAGUAUCUUCAGAUUGAAAACAAGACAUCAUAUCAGAUUUUGCACAUACACGCCUUUCUGGAUAACCAGAAUAUCCCUUUUGAGUUGGUCAAGCAGGCAGCUCUUUACAGCGACGAGAGUAAUGUAAUGGAUUAUUUUCACGAAGCACACGAUAAUGAUUCCUCAUCAGACUCUGAUAGUGAUGGUGAUAAAAUUACUGAAGCUAUCGCCCGUCUCUGUGACUUUUCAUUUUUAAGUGUACAGGCCACUGGAGAUGGAAAUCGUGCAUAUAAGGUGCACAAGCUAGUGCAAGAAGCAAUGCGGUAUGGACUGGGUAGAAAGGAACGAAAGAAAGAGGAAAAGUAUUUCUCGGUCGCAGCACUUGAGAUUGUUUUGAGUCUCUUCCCGGUCAGUGGGCCAGAGGUAUGGAACGAAUGCGAGAAGUGCAUCACACACGCACAGCAGGCGUGUGAGUGGGCUACACUCUGUGGAAGAGAGUUAACGGCCGCGAACUUAUUAGCAAGGGUGUCGCAUUAUCUAUACGAACGUGGAAGAUGGAGAGAGAGGGAGAUUGCGGACCAAAGAGCAUAUGGGCUACGAAAGACAACCUUAGGCGAUAAGCAUCCUGAUACAAUCAGGAGUAUGGCAUCUCUUGCAGCGACAUAUCAUGCACUUGGCAGGUAUAAAGAAGCAGAGGGAAUAUUAGUGGAAGCACUGGCACUACGGCGGGGGAUUCUUGGCGAGAAGCAUCCUGAUACGAUCAGGAGUAUGGCAGAUCUUGCAGUAAUAUAUCGUGCACUGGGGAGGGAUGAAGAUGCAGAGAAGUUAGCUUAG
Trichoderma virens Gv29-8 is the source of this 1674-nucleotide messenger RNA. RefSeq lists its product as uncharacterized. The transcript has 3 exons. The record is from RefSeq and is a predicted model, not a curated record. NCBI's taxonomy places the organism in Eukaryota, Fungi, Ascomycota, Sordariomycetes, Hypocreales, Hypocreaceae. Bases 1 to 1674 code for a protein of 557 amino acids. Gene Ontology annotation, molecular function: protein binding.